Monodelphis domestica (gray short-tailed opossum) is the source of this 3249-nucleotide messenger RNA. RefSeq names its product Wnt ligand secretion mediator (gene WLS). The record is from RefSeq and is a predicted model, not a curated record. Gene Ontology annotation, molecular function: Wnt-protein binding. Gene Ontology annotation, biological process: Wnt signaling pathway; Wnt protein secretion; intracellular protein transport. Gene Ontology annotation, cellular component: endomembrane system; organelle membrane. NCBI's taxonomy places the organism in Eukaryota, Metazoa, Chordata, Mammalia, Didelphimorphia, Didelphidae.
GAUAGUCCAUAGUCCAUAUACAAAGAAGUAAAUGGACUGGGGGCACACUGAGGGCCCCCUAAGAGAAAGGCAGGGUCACCAGAAAGGAACACCACUGCCCAAGGGGUGAUGCUGGAAGAUUUCACUGAUCUGUAAUGGGGAGAGGCCAAAGGAUGGAAGGAGAGGUUGGAUAGACAAACAGUGUGGAGGGGUGAGAGAAGGAAAGAGAGACAGGAAAGAGGGGAAAAGGAAAGAGGGGAAAGGAAAGAAUGGAAGCGAAGUGGGAGAGGGAGCAAGAUAGGUGGAGUGGAUAGAUGGAGCAAGAUAGAGUGUGGAGGGAAAAGAGAGGAGAGGGGAGGGGGGGGAGAGAAGAGUUAGGGCCUGGACAGGACAGGGAGAAGAAAAGAAGGGAAAAGGACAGAGGAGACAAGGAGCCCUGGAAGAGAGAAAUAAUGGGAAAGAAGUAAAGUGAGAGGGAGAGGGAAGAGGCAGAGAGAAGAGAACCCAAAGAACUAAGAGAAGAGAAAGAGAGAGAGAGAGAGAGAGAGAGAGAGAGAGAGAGAGAGAGAGAGAGAGAGAGAGAGAGAGAGAGAGAGAGAGAGAGAGAGAGAGAGAGAGAGAGAACGAGAGAGAGCGAGCCAGGCUGGGUCAUGUGAUCCACUUGCCUGCUCCUUUAAAGCGUCCACAGCCCGUGGCAGAGCGAGCUAGCGAGGGAGCGAGCGAGCGAGCACAAUCACGGCUCUCGGCACCCGGGAGCCCGACCCGGAGCCGGCUCGUGCGCUGAAUCAGUGUCGCGGUCCGCCCUCCCUCCCUCCCCAUCCCGUGGCCGCUUUAGUCCCCUGAAGUUUUGCAGCCGCCGAAGAGCCGGGGGGCGGCCGGAGCGCCCAGAGGAGGGGGCGCAGAGAAGCCGAGCCAGCCAAGCGAAGGAACGGGCAGGCGCCGGUUGGGGGGAGAGGCGGCAACAUGGCUGGGGCAAUUAUCGAGAACAUGAGCACCAAGAAGCUGUGCAUCGUCGGGGGGAUUCUGCUCGUUUUCCAAGUCAUCGCCUUCCUGGUGGGGGGCUUGAUCGCCCCCGGCCCCACCACGGCCGUGUCCUACAUGUCCGUGAAGUGCGUCGACUCCAGGAAGGUGCACCACAAGUCCAAGUGGUUCAUGCCGUGGGGCUCCAACCAGUGCGACAAGAUCCGCGACUUCGACGAGGCUCCGCCCAAGAGGAUCGAGGCCAACGACAUCGUGUUCGCCGUGCACGUGCCGCUGCCCGCCAUGGAGAUGAGCCCCUGGUUCCAGUUCAUGCUCUUCAUUCUGCAGCUGGACAUCGCGUUCAAGCUCAACAACCAGAUCAGAGACAAUGCAGAAGUCUCCCUUGAUGUCUCCUUGGCUUAUCGUGAUGAUAUGUUGGCUGAAUGGACAGAAAUGACCCACGAGAGAGUCCCCCGGAAACUCAAAUGCACCUUCACCUCCCCCAAGAUUCCGGAGCACGAGGGCCGUUACUACGAAUGUGAUGUUCUCCCUUUCAUGGAAAUCGGGACUGUGGCUCACAAGUAUUAUCUCUUCAACAUCCGGCUGCCCGUGAAUGAAAAAAAGAAAAUCAAUGUUGGGAUCGGGGAGAUCAAGGAUAUCCGCUUGGUGGGGAUCCAUCAAAACGGAGGCUUCACCAAGGUGUGGUUCGCCAUGAAAACCUUCCUCACGCCCAGCAUCUUCAUCAUCAUGGUGUGGUACUGGCGCCGGAUCACCAUGAUGACGCGCCCUCCGGUCCUGCUGGAGAAGGUCAUCUUCGCCCUGGGGAUCUCCAUGACGUUCAUCAAUGUCCCGGUGGAGUGGUUUUCCAUUGGCUUUGACUGGACCUGGAUGUUGCUCUUCGGGGACAUCCGACAGGGGAUCUUCUACGCCAUGCUUCUUUCCUUCUGGAUUAUCUUCUGUGGUGAGCACAUGAUGGAUCAGAAUGAACGGAACCACAUCUCUGGCUACUGGAAACAGGUGGGGCCCAUCGCUGUUGGCUCCUUCUGCCUCUUCAUAUUUGACAUGUGUGAGAGAGGGGUGCAGCUGACCAACCCCUUCUACAGCAUCUGGACCACAGAUGUGGGCACCGAGCUGGCCAUGGCCUUCAUCAUCGUCGCCGGGAUCUGCCUCUGCCUCUAUUUCCUGUUUCUGUGUUUCAUGGUCUUCCAGGUGUUCCGGAACAUUAGCGGGAAGCAGUCAAGCCUGCCUGCAAUGAGCAAAGUUCGCCGGCUACACUACGAGGGCCUGAUUUUCCGAUUCAAAUUCCUCAUGCUCGUCACCUUGGCCUGUGCCGCCAUGACGGUCAUCUUCUUCAUCGUUAGCCAGGUGACAGAAGGCCACUGGAAAUGGGGUGGCGUCACGGUCCAGGUGAACAGCGCCUUUUUCACGGGCAUCUACGGCAUGUGGAAUCUCUAUGUCUUUGCCUUGAUGUUCCUGUAUGCGCCAUCUCACAAAAACUAUGGCGAAGACCCAUCCAAUGGCGAUCUGGGCAUCCACAGUGCCGAGGAACUGCAGCUCACGACCACCAUAACGCACGUGGAUGGACCGACCGAAAUCUACAAGCUGACCCGCAAAGAGGCUCAAGAGUAGACGCUUCGCCGACCCCCCCCCCUCGGCUCGGGGCAGACAGGAGCCCACCCCCACGUGGGCAGGGAGCACCUUGGAGAGCAACACCUGGAUGGAAGCCUCAAGCUUUUCCUCCCACAUGGUGGCACGGACACUUGUAAACUUUCCUUCGUGUGGUAGCUUGGGGGGUGGGGGGCCUACGCACGGCGGGUCACGUCGGAGGGCCAAGCCUCUCGUUCUGUGCCUGUCGAUGGCUAGUGACGUCUGUAGUGGAUGGGUAGGAAACCCCCUGUGCUGGGGCCAUUCUUGCUCCGGAAUGGCCUGCGGCGACCGACUGCGCCACGUGGGUAUUGAACCUUGUUUCUGUUUUAGCUAAAUCUCCUUGGAACCAUGCUAGACUGAUUUCCUAGGCCUCUUCCUCCUAGACCAAGACUGUGUCUGUCUUUCUAUUUAUAUCCUCAGUAGCCUGCUCAGUUAAUAUUUAUGUCGUCAAUAAAUACGUGUCCCUCCUUUGUUCUAGCCUAGUGUCAUGUAACACGUUUGGGGAAAACUUGCCAUUUCACAAGGAGUGUUGCAGCUUUACAGCCAAAUCCAGUGUGUGUAUCCAGUACUAACCAGUCUUGUACGGUGUAGAUAUUUUUUUAUUUUUGCUAAACUUCUCAAGUAGAGUUUAUGGUAUUAAAUGGCCUCUGGGUCUGAAAAGUC